UUAAUAAAAUCAUAAAAACAAACACACAACUUUAAGUAAGUCAUUGUAAAUGUACCUAAGAAACAUUCUGUUAUCACUUUUAUCAGUGAGUAGUUAUUCAAUACCAGGAUCAACCUUAUUAACCAAAAAGAUGCCAAAGUUUUGUGCAAAUUUAUCAUUUUUAUUCAAAGAAAAACCCUUUUUAGAGCGUUAUGCUUUGGCAAAACGAGCCGGUUUCUCAGUGGUGGAAAGUGGUUUUCCAUACGGUUUUUCCAAGGAGGAAGUGGUUCAAGCUCAAAAAUCGGCCGGAGUAGAGCAGGUGCUUGUUAACAUCUUAACCGGUGAUGUCACUAAGGGUGAAUUGGGUUUUGCGGCGGUUCCCGGGAAAGAAAAGGAGUUUCAGGAGACUUUCAACACCACUAUAGAUUAUGCUAAGGCACUUGGAGCCAAGAAGAUUCAUAUCAUGUCUGGUCGAGUGGAAGGACCCUGUUCUGAAGCCAAUGAUGCGGCUUACAUAAACAAUUUAAAAUAUGCGGCCAAGAUAUUGGAAAAAGAGAACAUUAUCGGACUAAUAGAGCCAAUUAAUAAGUACUCUGUGCCCAACUAUUAUAUGAACUCAUAUGAAAAAGCCAUCAAUGUUAUCAAAACCAUUAACAGCCCUUUUAUAAAAUUGCAACUAGACAUAUUUCAUUUGCAACUUAUAAAAGGUCAAAUCACCCAUACUGCCAGGGAAGUAAAACCUUAUGUGGGGCAUGUACAGAUUGCACAAGCUCCACACAGACACGAGCCAGAUGUUCCUGGAGAAAUUAACUAUGAAUAUGUGUUUGAUGUUAUAAGGGAUGAGGUGGGCUAUAGUGAUUACAUAGGACUUGAGUAUACACCUAAAGGGGAUACUGAAGAGGGCCUCAAGUGGGUUAAAAAUAUGGGAUUAGUUUUGUAAUAUUUUCAGUUUUAAUGGAAUAUAAUAUUUAUUACUAAA
Messenger RNA from Anthonomus grandis grandis, 958 nucleotides. RefSeq names its product putative hydroxypyruvate isomerase (gene Gip). The transcript has a single exon. Gene Ontology annotation, biological process: glyoxylate metabolic process. Bases 50 to 919 code for a protein of 289 amino acids. The record is from RefSeq and is a predicted model, not a curated record. Gene Ontology annotation, molecular function: hydroxypyruvate isomerase activity. Lineage: Eukaryota; Metazoa; Arthropoda; Insecta; Coleoptera; Curculionidae.